AUGGCAGUGGCAGAAGAUGAAAACUGGCUACUCACAGUCCUGCUGCUGGGGCUGAUGGCUGUCCUGAAGGCUCAAGAAGAUCCACCUGAUGACCAGGAGGAUUUCUCUGGGAAGUGGUACACAAAGGCCACGGUUUGUGACAGGAACCACACAGAUGGGAAGAGACCCAUGAAAGUGUUCCCUAUGACUGUGACAGCCCUGGAAGGAGGGGACUUAGAGGUCCGGAUAACAUUCCGGGGGAAGGGUCAUUGUCAUUUGAGACGAAUUACGAUGCACAAAACUGAUGAGCCUGGCAAGUACACUACCUUCAAAGGCAAGAAGACCUUCUAUAUUAAGGAGAUUCCUGUAAAGGACCACUACAUCUUCUACUUUGAAGGCCAGCGCCAUGGGAAAUCAUAUCUGAAGGGGAAACUCGUGGACUCUAAGAACAACCCAGAGGCCAUGGAGGAAUUCAAGAAAUUUGUAAAGAGCAAGGGAUUCAGAGAAGAAAACAUUACUGUCCCUGAGCUGUUGGAUGAAUGUGUGCCCGGCAGUGACUAG
Rattus rattus (black rat) is the source of this 540-nucleotide messenger RNA. RefSeq names its product odorant-binding protein 2a-like. NCBI's taxonomy places the organism in Eukaryota, Metazoa, Chordata, Mammalia, Rodentia, Muridae. The transcript is spliced from 7 exons. The record is from RefSeq and is a predicted model, not a curated record. Bases 1 to 540 code for a protein of 179 amino acids. Gene Ontology annotation, molecular function: small molecule binding.